AUGGCCGAAAUGAAGGCCUCAAUUAACGCUUUAGUCGCAAGUACUCCAUCACAAGUAUCGGCAAGAGAAUCCAAUGUACAGGCAACGCUUCAAGCUCCGCUACCAUCAACCAGUUUGAACCAAAGAGCGAUUGUACCAGCUCAACAACCCGGAGAUUUUUCUAUUUUCAUGAAAAGACAAGCUCUAACUCCCUUGCCGAAAUUCAGCGGGUCACCGAAGGAUUGGCCGAAGUUUAAGAGGAUCUAUGAGGUCAGCACCAGAGAAUGUGCGUUUUCGAACCACGAAAACCUCACUAGAUUAGAGGCCGCCCUGGAAGGACGAGCGGCUAGAAGUAUUCAGCAGUUAAUUAUAAACUCUGAAAAUGUGCCCAGUAUAAUUGAGAGACUGGAAGAGAACUUCGGGAAUCCAAAAUUUAUUUACGAGGAAUUAUUAAAUGAUCUCCAACGAUUAAAAAAGGAAAGUCGCUCGAUAGUAGUGGAAAUGUCAGACGCAUUGGAGAAUAUGGUAACAAAUAUGACAAUAAUUAAUCAAGAAGGUUACCUACUCGAUGCCAGGCUAAUAGAAGAUUUGGUGAGGAAACUCCCAUAUAACUUGCAGAUUGAGUGGACACGCCAUAGAAUGAUGACUGGCGGUACCCCAUCGUUAAGCCAAAUGAGUGAUUGGCUAAAACCUCAUGCUCGAAUAAUGAGGAACAUGACUUCUUCAAUACCGACUACGGCUAGAAGCCACACACACGUUCAUCAGGAGAACAGAAUCACACAAUCAAAUCAACGUAAAUGUGAAGCAUGUCAGGGAAACCACAAACUCCUCGAAUGCACAAGAUUCAAGGCUAUGAAGCCAAAUAGGAGAAACGAAUUGGCCUUAAAGGCAAAGGUAUGCUUGAGCUGUCUCGCAUUUACAAACCACAUAAUGCGAGACUGCAAAAAGGCAAAAAGAUGUGGAAUCAAUGGAUGUAACUAUAAACAUCAUCCAUUGAUUCAUAAAUCUCAUGAGAGAAAUUCAAAUGGUCCAACCGAAUCAGAAGGACGAAGUAGUCCAGAUAUACAAGAGGGUGAGAUACACAAUCACCAACAAACAACAAAAUCCAACGUGUUCUACCAAAUAGUUCCUGUGACGCUGAAAAAUAAUGGUAAAAUCAUCAACGCGUUCGCUUUCUUGGAUGCGGGGUCAUCACUCUCUCUAAUAGAUGAGGAGCUUGCGAACAAGUUAGGGCUCAACGGAAGAAUUGAUCCGUUAACGCUAAAAUGGACGCAGAACGUCACGAGAAAUGAACAAAACAGCCGUAGAGUUCAGGUGCGAAUCAACGGCGUAAACACCAAAGAAUUCGUCAUGAAAGGAGUGAGAACGUUGAGCAGCUACAACAGUAUACGCCCAACAAUAUUGAUUGGACUGAGUCACAGUCACUUGUUGAUUCCAUUCGAAAGGCGAAUGAGGAAACCGAACGAGCCCGCAGCGCUACGAACCAAACUUGGAUGGUUCAUGUUCGGCAACAUAUCGUCCAACGCGCAAGGCGGACACAUCAUGGUCAUUCAGCAAGAAGAAGACAUGAACGAGGCUUUGCAGAAAUAUUUCUCCACCGAAGACUUCGGUGUGAAAUUAGUCAAGAAUCUACCAAAAUCAGCGGAAGAAGAAAAGGCUGAUGAAAUUUUAAAAAGUACUAUGAAAUACAAAGAUGGUAGAUACGAAGUUGGACUGCUAUGGAAAGAUGAGGAAACGAAAUUUCCAAAUAGCUACAACAAUGCAGCAAAAAGGCUGACAACAAUUGAAAAGAUGUUGAAGAAGGACCCAGAGUUGAAAAAAUGGGCAACAGAAACAUUUGCGGAUUACGAGAAGAAAGGCUACAUCCGCAAACUGACAGAGGAUGAAAUCAUGAAGCCGGUACCAAGAGUAUAUUACCUUCCACACUUCAUUGUGCACAACAAAAACAAAAUGCCACCUAAGCCAAGGUUGGUUUUUGAUGCGGCGGCAAAGAUACAAGGUGUAUCAUUCAACACGGAGCUGUUAUCAGGGCCGGAUGCUACUACGUCACUGUUCGGCGUUUUAGUAAGAUUCCGAGAAGGAGCAAUUGCUGUCUGUGGAGACAUCAAAGAGAUGUUCCAUCAAGUACGAAUCCGAGCGGAAGAUCAACACGCUCAGAGAUUCUUGUGGAGAAAUUGUGACAGCAGCAAGAAACCUGAUGUUUACGUUAUGCAGGUGAUGACAUUUGGAUCAACCUGUUCACCGUCAUGCGCACAAGCGGUAAAAAACUACAACGCUGAAAAAUUCAGGAAAUAUUGUCCAGUGGCGACUGACGCAAUCAUAAAGCAGCAUUAUGUUGAUGAUUAUCUGGAUAGUUUUGAUGGGCUCGAUAAGGCAGCAGAGAUAGUACUUCAUGUUAUGAAAAUUCACGAUCACGCAGGUUUCCACAUCAGGAACUUUGUGUCGAACCGCAGAGAACUUCUUCAAAGCCUACCCUCGGAACGUGUACAAUCAUCUGAAGUCAAAAUGUUUGAGGAAAAAGAUCCUAUUACUGAAAAGGUUCUUGGUGUAUAUUGGAACACCACGUCUGACACACUCGGCUAUCAAAUCAAACUAGAUAAGCUUGGAAGUGAUGUCACACAAAUGACACGUUUACCGACCAAGAGAGAGGUACUAGCUUUUGUGAUGAGUGUCUACGAUCCACUGGGACUCAUCUCGAAUAUAACUGUUCAUGGAAGAAUCCUCAUGCAAAGGCUGCACAUAGAAAAUAUAGAUUGGGAUGACGAAAUUCCCGAGAAGUUGCAGUCAGACUGGCAACACUGGUUAGAAAUUAUUAAAUCUGCUGAGAGCAUAACGAUACCGAGAUACAUUUUUGAAGAAAGAACUGAUGAAGUAGAAUUACACACCUUUGUGGAUGCUUCUGAGCAAGCAUUUUGUGCAUGUGUAUAUGUAAGAAGUGUAUCUGGAAACACAGCACAUGUAAGACUUCUAUCAGCGAAGUCUAGAGUAGCACCAGUCAAGCCGUUGAGCAUACCACGGUUAGAGCUACAAGCGGCCGUGUUAGGAAGCCGAUUAACCAAAACGAUAAUAGAGGAAACAAGACUAAAGGUCGUUAGCAAAACAUUUUGGAGCGAUUCGCAAACUGUGCUCUCGUGGAUCAAAAGCCCGAAACGAAGAAAUACAUUUGUAAUGCAUCGAGUAGGUGAAAUCCUGGAAGAUAACAGGAAAAAUGAAUGGCGAUGGGUACCAACCGAAGUAAACCCAGCCGAUGAAGGCACAAAAGAAAGGCUAGGAAAAUCACAAUGGUUUGAAGGAAAAUCACAAUGGUUUGAUUUCCUAAAGCUCCCAGAAUCGUUAUGGCCUUCUACAGAAGAGAAGGAAACAGACGAAGAAUUGAGAGAAACUGUGCUAGUUCACGAAGAACUAAGCAAAUUGAGUUUCAUCGACAAGUACAAGGAGUACUCAGAUUGGUGGAGGUUGGUGAAGAACCUUUGUGUAUUAAACAGAACAAAGGAAAGAUUACGUCGUGGGUACAUUCCAUAUAUCGAGUACAAAGAUUAUCAGAGAGCUGAGAACGUGCUCUAUAGAAAGAUGCAAUGGGAAGCAUUUCCGAUGGAAAUGGAAACAUUAUUUAAUGGCGAAACAAUAGCGUCAGGACCAUUGGUCAGUUACGCACCUUUCCUGGACGAGGCAGGGGUAAUGAGAAGUGGGGACGUUUGA
This is a messenger RNA of Toxorhynchites rutilus septentrionalis, 3678 nucleotides long. RefSeq lists its product as uncharacterized. The record is from RefSeq and is a predicted model, not a curated record. The coding region runs from base 1 to 3678 and encodes 1225 amino acids. NCBI's taxonomy places the organism in Eukaryota, Metazoa, Arthropoda, Insecta, Diptera, Culicidae. The transcript has a single exon.